Molecule: messenger RNA, 1578 nt
Organism: Anopheles maculipalpis
Lineage: Eukaryota; Metazoa; Arthropoda; Insecta; Diptera; Culicidae
Product: putative fatty acyl-CoA reductase CG5065
Exons: 4
Coding region: 1-1578 (525 amino acids)
Biological process (GO): long-chain fatty-acyl-CoA metabolic process
Cellular component (GO): peroxisome
Molecular function (GO): alcohol-forming very long-chain fatty acyl-CoA reductase (NADP+) activity
Source: RefSeq, a predicted model, not a curated record
AUGUUAGCCGAACCGAUAGAACCGAAACUUUCGCUCCCGGUAAAACCGAAACACCCGGCACUGGAUGAAAACAACAAUGUGGAGCAGAUGGCGACCGUUACCGAUGCGCUCGUGCCGUUCUACGACGGCAAGAACGUGCUGGUAACGGGUGGUACCGGGUUUCUCGGCAAGGUACUGAUCGAGAAGUUGCUGCGUGCGUGCGAAGGGCUGAGCGCCAUCUACAUCCUGUUGCGCCCGAAGCGUGGCCUCACGAGCGAGCAACGAUAUCGUGAGUUUGUGCGCCAUCCGGUGUUUGAGCGGAUACGGACAAAAACGCCCCAACUGCUGGCGAAGCUGGUGUGCGUUGGUGGUGAUAUCUCGCUACCGUUGCUUGGGCUAAGUGAGCAGGACCGACGGACGUUGGUGGAACGGGUGCACGUGGUGUUUCACGUUGCCGCAACGGUACGCUUUAAUGAAGCGUUGGUAGAAGCGGCCAUACUGAACACGAUCGGUACAAAGCAGCUACUUGAACUGUGUACCGGGAUGCGUCAGCUGCAGAGCGUAGUGCACGUAUCGACUGCCUACAGUAAUGCGUGCCGGCAGGAAGUCGAUGAGAUAGUGUACCCAGCACCGAUGGACCCGGAACGCUUCAUCCAGUGUGUGCAGUUGUUGCCGAGCGAGGUGAUCGGUGCAAUCGCUACCAAGCUGCAGGGUGCCCAUCCGAACACCUACACCCUAACGAAGGCCAUCACGGAGCAGCUGGUGGCACAGUACGCGGAACAGUUGCCACUCUGCAUCGUGCGUCCGUCCAUCGUUACUGGUGCCGUAGCCGAACCCUACCCAGGUUGGAUUGAUAACGUGCACGGUAUUACAGGUAUCAUGAUGGAAAUUGGGCGUGGUACAAUCAGCAGUAUCAUGUGUGACGAACGCUGCACGAUGGACGUUAUCCCGGUGGACAUUGUCUGCAACACGCUGAUCGCAGCCGCCUGGGAAAAUGCUCACACCACGACGACACCGAUCCGUGUGUACAACUGCACAUCCGGCCAGGUGAACGGCAUCAAGUGGCACGAGUACGGUCGCAUCACGCAGAGCUGUGCCGUCCGCAAUCCUACCAAGCACGUCCUGCUCUACCCAGGCUUUCGGUUCCGCACGAACCGGCUCGUGCACAAGCUGGUCGAGCUGGUACUUCACUUUCUGCCGGCGUACCUGUUCGAUGCGCUCGUACGGGCGCGUGGCGGCCAACCGAUUAUGGCACGCCUGGCACGCCGUUUCCAGCGGGCAGCCGAUACUGGCGAGUUCUUUGCCAUGCACGAGUGGACCUUCCGGAAUGACAAUUUGCGUCAGCUAAGUGGACGGGUACGGUGCGAUCGGGCCGGUGAUGCGUUUCGCUGCGACGUGACCGGGCUCGACUGGGAGGCCUACAUCGAGGCGUACAUGCUCGGGAUCCGUCGGUUUGUGCUGAAGGACGACAUGGACAGUCUCGGACAGGCACGGACCAAACUGCGACGAUUGCUUUGGUUUAAGCGUGCCAUCCAGCUGGCCGGUUUGCUGCUAGUGUACUAUCUAGGGGCUCUUCUCUUUUAUCCGAGUGGAGUUUAA